AUGUCUCGUUCAUAUUUUGAUAUGCAUCGUUUGCCUCAUCAAUCACUUCUUAAAUUAGGUGGUACCAAAGUGACACGUCAAUUCAUUCCAUGUGUGAGAAGAGCACAUGGACCAGGUUCUAUAUUUCCAAUGACUUCUGCUCAACAACGUCUCUUUUCGAUUGACUAUCAUCAUGAAGGUGGUGCUCAUCACUGGUACAUUAUUCCGACUGGCGAGCGAGAAAUUCUACAAGGAAUAAUCGAUCAGUACAAACCUACUAUAUGUCUUGAUCAUGGACAGUUGCUUAUUGAUCCUCUGAUACUAGACAAAAACCAUAUUCGUUAUCAUCGAGUUAUUCAACAUCCCAACGAAUUUAUUGUUUUAUCAGCUGGCACUCUGGCACAAAGCUUCACAGAAGAUGCCAGUUGGAGCGAGUCGGUCGCUUUUG
This is a messenger RNA of Rotaria sordida, 427 nucleotides long. The record is from the annotation of a GenBank genome assembly. Lineage: Eukaryota; Metazoa; Rotifera; Eurotatoria; Philodinida; Philodinidae.